Molecule: messenger RNA, 1827 nt
Organism: Fusarium fujikuroi IMI 58289
Lineage: Eukaryota; Fungi; Ascomycota; Sordariomycetes; Hypocreales; Nectriaceae
Product: related to sgt1 protein
Exons: 3
Coding region: 1-1827 (608 amino acids)
Cellular component (GO): nucleus
Source: RefSeq, a predicted model, not a curated record
AUGUCAUUCAGAUCGCCAAUUAUAGAAGAAGAGGAAUUCCCUCAACACACAGGCGACCCUCAAGUCGACAUUCGCAAGCAGCUUGCACAAAUCGAGAUUGUCCGAAAGUCUGCCAUAGAGCUUGCUACCACACUUACCAAAGAUUACAUAUGGCAAAAAGAUGAAUUCAAUCUGACCCUUAAAAAUGAAAAUGGACUGUUGUACCUCCAUGGUAUCACUGAUUAUAGCGAUGCCGUAGAAGACGAAUGGCUCAUCGUAUACAUACUAAGAGAACUAUCGAAGUCCCACCCUAACCUCUGGAUCCGAGUAUUUGACACAGACGGCGAGUUCCUCCUUGUCGAAGCAGCCAAUGUGCUGCCCAGAUGGUUGAACCCCGAGAUUGACAAUAACCGAGCCUGGAUCAACAAAGGAAACCUUCUUCUUAUCCCCGUCAAAGAUGGAGAGGGACUCAGAGCUCGCCAUCUUGAACUACCGGACGCAGUCCAGGUGAUCAAAACGAAACGAGAUGCACUUGCUCACUCAGGUUUCGUCGAAGCUGAAGCCUUCUACAGACUUGAAAAGUACCCAAGGCAGAUCAGUGAAUCUCUACACCAUUCUCUCAUUACGAUCCCGAGGAAGUUGGCAUAUAUCCUUCACUCCCUCCCUAAGUCUGUUGCACCAGCAGUUGAAGAAUUCUAUCUCCGGGACCCGAUCGCCUUGAAACGUGUAAUCUCACCAACCCAACCAUUAGCAUUCCCUCCAGAGGACCUCAUCACAGUAUCUGUCAGGUUCAGCAAGGUACUUUUCGCUCAGUUGCGAUCUCAACGGUUCGAUGCCCCGCCGAGUUGGAGCGAAGUCCUUCGGAAAGCGCAGAAAGAAGCUCCUUCAGGCGAGGCAGACACAGUCAUGGCGAGAUUGGAUAUUGGGAUGAAGCUUACAUGUGGAUUCGAAAUGCUGGCUGUGAAGGCUGAAAAGAGCAAAAGCAGAGUUGUUCGCGAGCUUGCUAUCGAACUUGAGGAUCUCUCAGAGGAUGGCAACGAGGCUCUCCCCUCAGAUGAAGACAUCAAAGCAUGGACGGAUCACGACCGUGAUGAUAGCGAAGCAUGGAUGGACAUCAACUACCAAGACUUCGAGAAGGAACUGGAUGGCAAAAGAGAGAACGCUUCCUCCAACUCCAAGUCAGGCUUUGGAGAUGCGAAUACGCAAUCUGACCUUCGGAAGAUUGUGUCUCGCUUCGAGGCAUUUCUGAAUGAUGACAGUGCUGGAAUGGACGGCGCAGAACUUGACGAAAUGGAUUACGAUGAUGAUGACGACGACGAAUUCGACGAAGACAGCGAAUCCGAGGACAAGGAGGUUAGCUUUGACGAGGAGGAGUUCGCUAAGAUGAUGAGAGAAAUGAUGGGUCUACCAUCCACAGGCCCAAGCACAAACACGGCAAAGAAGGCCGCGACUCAGCCCAAACCCCCUGUAAUUGACGAAGAGGACGAAGAGAUCCAGAAGCUCACCACGGAGUUCGAAGCAGAGCUCAACCAGUUUGGUGCGCUCAAGCUCGACCCUGUCGAGAAGCAAACCCGUCUCAAGGAUGUAACUCAAAAAGAGGGAGAGAGUAGCCUAACGGACAUUAAAGAAGAAGAAGAGAACAGCGAUGACGAAGUCGAUAUUGACUACAACCUGGCAAAGAACUUACUCGAAAGUUUCAAGAGCCAGGCUGGUAUGGCUGGACCGACUGGUAACUUGUUGGGUAUGAUGGGCUUUCAACUACCACGAGACGAAGAGGAUGAGAAUGAGAAGGAGGACGAAGAGACUGGCCAUGGCUCAGCAAAAGGGAAGGGAAAAGCAAGAGCAUAG